Molecule: messenger RNA, 4091 nt
Organism: Manduca sexta (tobacco hornworm)
Lineage: Eukaryota; Metazoa; Arthropoda; Insecta; Lepidoptera; Sphingidae
Product: gastrula zinc finger protein XlCGF57.1
Exons: 5
Coding region: 185-2350 (721 amino acids)
Biological process (GO): regulation of transcription by RNA polymerase II
Cellular component (GO): nucleus; chromosome
Molecular function (GO): chromatin insulator sequence binding; RNA polymerase II cis-regulatory region sequence-specific DNA binding; DNA-binding transcription factor activity, RNA polymerase II-specific
Source: RefSeq, a predicted model, not a curated record
AACUCAGCAACACUGCGCUGCCCCGCUCAAAUCAAUCUCUUCGAUGGCGUCGCAUCAUAGUUUUACAAAUAAGAGUGAAUUAUUGACUUUUAAUACUAAUGACCAGCUUAAAGAUAGAAGUUAGUUAGUAUCUUCGAUUAUGUUAAUUGUUUUUUUCUGAGAAUAUAACUGUUGAUUUGUGAUAAUGGAUGGAAAAACAUCCGACUGGAGGCCCGGGCCAAGUGUGUGUCGGUGUUGUCUCGCCGAAGGAUGUUAUAAGGACAUUUCGACUGAAUACUUUUGGAUGGGAAAGAGAGAAGUUUAUGCUGAUAUGUUGUCGGAUACUUUCAGUGUAUCUAUCGCGUAUUCUUCGGCGGGAGGUCCGAAUAGCCAUAGCCGGCUAAUAUGUGAGCCAUGUAUCUCGCGGCUACGCGACGCGGCCGACUUCAAGCGGCAGGUGCAGGAGUGCGAGAGGACCUUCAUGCAGCACCUCGACCCUGGCAGCACCUCCGCCGCCAACGACAUCGAUAUUGAAGCCCAGCCCGCGGGGAAGGAGGUGAAGUUAGAGCAGGUGAAACUAGAGAAGCGGUUCAGCGACGAUGACUUCGACACCGCAGACUUCGGAGAUGAAGAUGACGAUGACAUGGACGACCAACCGCUCACCAAGUUUGCGACGAAAGUGCCCAAAAAAGAGGCCGUCGACUUCUUAGACUUGAUAGACAACUCUCAGAUCACCGUGAAGAGAAUGUCCAUGAGUAAAAGCAAAGCACCGCCCGCAAAGAAAGUAAAAGUGACCAAAAAAGAACCAGCCAAGCCGACCGCCAGCAAAGCGCCCAUCAAAGUCGUCAAAGAGAAGAAGAAAAAAGGGUCCAGAAAGAAAAGUGACGUAUUACGCGAGACAGAAAAUAAACCAAAAAAGAGACUGUUUGAACGUUCCGUAAAUCAAAAUCCUCAAAGGCAAAACGCCGUAUUAUUAUUGAAACACUCGACAGCGUUUCCUUUUAAGACGCGAUUUAAUAGAAUCAUUUGUUCGUACUGCCACGACGAGUUCGAACCUAUGGCUUCGUUAAGGGAGCACAUGAAGGCGGAACAUCCCAACGCAGAUUUCAACAGCGCUUUUUAUAAAGUAGUGGAUGGAUUGAAAAUAGACAUAACUGACCUGAAGUGUACGAUUUGUUCGGAGGUCAUCCCUGACGUUGAUACCUUUAUGACACAUAUAUCACGGGAUCACGCAGUACCUGUGAACUUUGAAGUGCCCUUUGGAGUAUUGCCGUAUCGCCAAGGCCCAUCUGGAUUGUGGAUGUGUGUUGAGUGUGACAAGUCCUUUCAAGAGUUUUCCCAAAUCAAUGGACAUUUACGAAGUCACGUUAGAAUUUUUACAUGCGAAAAAUGUGGGGCAACUUUUCUGUCAGAACAUGGCUUGAGACAACACGAAAGGAAUUUCAAGUGUUACAAACUCACAUACAAGCCUCGUUACGGAAAAGCGUUAAAACAUCGCAGCAAUACUGAAAUCAUUUUGCAAUGCUCCACGGCCUGUCCGUUUAGAACUUGGGGGCAGAACUUCAACUGUGUAUUGUGUAGAGUGCAGUCUAAUGAUCCUAACGGUCUGAGAACACACAUGGCAGCGAGGCAUGCUAACUUUAAUAUACAACAUGUCUUCAGCAGAAAGUUACGAAAAGAAUUUUUAAAAGUUGACAUCACCGAUCUCCAAUGCAAACUUUGUUUUAUGCCAAUAGAUACUUUAGAUGAUUUGUUAACACAUCUGAAAAAUGAUCACAAACAGCCAAUUAACGCUGACGUUCAGCCCGGUGUGCUCCCGUUUAAGCUCAAUGACGGAUCUAGUUGGAAAUGCGCCAUUUGUAAAAUACAAUUCACUGACUUUAUUUCUUUGAAGAAACACACCGCCGAGCACUUCCAGAAUUAUGUUUGUGAUACUUGCGGAGAGGGUUUUAUUACUGAGUCGGCUCUGAUUGCUCAUACCAAGAUUCCUCAUGAUAACAAGUAUACAUGCAGCCGCUGUGUCGCUACAUUCAGUACGCUUGAAGAGAGAAACAUCCACAUAAAAACUCAACACACAACUCUGCCUUACAUGUGUGUUUACUGCAAGGAAAAGCCACGCUUUGCGACGUGGGAGCUGAGGAAGCGACAUUUGAUGGAAUUUCAUAAUUACAAGCCUGGAGCAGAAAUGUAUGAGUGUACCACGUGUCAUAUGACGUUUAAAACCCGCUCGCAGAAAUACCACCACAAUGUUAAAGCUCAUCGCACAAAAAAAGAGUCUGAGUACAGUUAUCAGUGCGGCAGUUGUUCUAGGGCAUUCGCGUCGAAAUUAUCACUCGAUAAGCAUAUUGCCAAAAAACACUUUCAUGUAUAGCAGGAAUAAGUGUUUUUAUAGUUUGCUUCCUGACUUAAAUAGAUACUGAUAGCUUAAAAAAAACUUUACUAGAAUUAGUAGGAGUGUUACAUUUGCUUUUGGUGAGUUCUAAAAUUUGGUACUUCUUAAAAAUUCACAAACAUAACGGUUUAUCGUUUAUUUAUUUGCCAAAGAAAAUGAAAGGCUUGAACUUCGACCAGGAAACGUACAUUUGUAAUGAUGUCAAUUGUAAUGGACAUCUGAAUUAUUCAUAAUGAGUUAUAAAUUAAAUGCAGCACGGUUGUACUUGCGUAUUUUUGGAAAAUUGUAGUCAUAGGGGCUGUUUCACAAGUAUCAAGUAAAUUUUAUUUGACUGUUAUCGUAUUAGCCAGCUUAUGCAGAUAAUAUCCACUUUAUUACUAUUUAGUUGGUAGCCUAGAUUAGAGUGUUAAUUUUGUAUUUGGCCAUUUUAAAAAAUAUGUGGUGAGUAGUUCACUCAGAAGUAAUGAAACAGGCCCCUAACGUGUUUUAGCAACAAGUUAGCAAAUAGACAUCUGUAAGACAUUUGUUUUCCUUUUUUUUGUAAUACAUUUAAUAUAAUCAAAUACUGGUCUCAAGAAAGCUUUACAAUGUCAUUAGAUUGAUUGGCGGGUAACAAAAUUUUAGUAAUCAAAUUAAGUGUGUUAGAGUAAGUCACGAGUGUCAUAAUUGAAAGAAACAAGAGCUGAUCAAGGAGAAAGAAAUUAAAAUACUUAUGUAUAAUAAAUAAACAUUCCAAGUAAAAAAUACAUUUAAAUUAACAACAAAAUUCUUCGUCGUUAAAAAUUAUGUGAUUAACGUGAUGUCAUAAAUACAACUGGAUAAGUGCUAAUUUAGCUUACCACCUAGACUCGAUAGAGUGAAUUGAUCUUGCUGUAAAAAUUUCAAUAGCUCUACCCUUAAAAAUAGGAAAAUUAUGUCUGGCAUUUCAGCCUUCGUAAAAAUUUAUUGAGAACUGAUGAUUCAUUAAUCAUUACCCUACGCUGCUUCGCCUUAGUCGGAUGUUAUAAAAUGAAACAGAUUUUCGGUCUUAUCGCUAGAAUUCAAUGUAAAUUUUGUGUACCUACGUACAUACAUUUACUGAGGCUGCGGUAUAAAGAGUGCAGUGCAUUUAUACAAGUUUUGAAUAUAACUUAUUAUUUUUUAUAUUGUAACAAGUGCUAUUUAUUUGUAUUCACUAGUUCAGCCACAUGCACAGUCUCAUUGUAACGCAAAAGUAAACUGUAUGCUUAGUUUAGACUAGCGAGUUGCAGACGCGUUUCCAUUUGUGGCAAUAUUUCAAAACUUCAACCACAAAUUUGCAUUUGCAAAAUUUGCAGGACUCGGUUUGCCGUGGUCUUUAUAUGGUAAAAAUUGCAUGCAAAAGUCUAUUUUUGCAAGGUUUCUUGCUGAUCUAAACAUCACUAAAUGAUGAUUCUGGCGUUAUUUACCUAAUGUGAUCGAUGUAACUCCAUUACUAGGGUUUAUUUAUUUUAAUCGCUUAAUGUGUGUUGAAUGGAUAUAUGUAGUGUGUUAAUUUUAUGAUGUACCAAGGUAUCUUGUCCUCAUGUCGGCCACAUUAUUGGUCUGAUAUUUAUUAUAACGCUAUUAUCUGUAUGUGUGUUGGAACAAACGUAAAAAAUGAUGUGUUAAGUAAUUAGUUUGUGCUGUUAUGAGUAGGCUCGUGUACCUAUUUAAUUUAUUGUAUAAUAAGCUGUAUAAUAAAACGUGAUUCAGUAAUGCA